This is a messenger RNA of Penaeus vannamei (Pacific white shrimp), 1835 nucleotides long. NCBI's taxonomy places the organism in Eukaryota, Metazoa, Arthropoda, Malacostraca, Decapoda, Penaeidae. The record is from RefSeq and is a predicted model, not a curated record.
GCCACGCUGUACACUGCUGCUCUGUGGAAACGUCCGCAACCCUGCCGCUGCCUCGAUCCACGCCGCCACUGGCUCACUCCGCCUCCUCGCCCACUCAUGGGGAAAAAUCUUCACAUCCCAGCACUGACAUGCGCGGUAGACUCAGCACAGUCAGAGAGGGGACGUAAAUAGUUUCCAAAUAAACUGAGUCACUUUCGCGCCAGCAACGACUCUGCCAGAAGCUCAAACGCGCGCACACACAUUUGCCGACCAUCUCGCAGUGGCAAAACCCGAGCGCGCGCACGUUUUGGCGGGAAAAAGUUUACAAGUGAAGUGUGACAUGCGCACGGAAUCUUCAAGACUGGAGACAAGUUCGUGAGUUUGUACAAGACUGCGAGAAAACUUUUGUGAUUGGCUAACGACUCUGCAAGGCGACGAACUCUCACAAGUAACUGGUUCUUCACCGCUAGAAAAACCUUCCGGUCGAGGGGCAUAUCGUCGUUAGAUUUUUUUUAGAGCAUUUCCACUUCUAGAUGGAAUAAACAGAACUGCAUCUACGCACAGGGUCCUGGCCAGUUACAUGGAUCGCGGCAAUAUAUCGUGCAGGGUUGAGGUACCUCGGUAACAAGAAGAGGGAACCCUGAAGAGGCAAUAGGCUGACAAGAAAAAAAAUCCUCAUAAGGCAGAGGCACGUUAAAGAAAGGAUGAUAAUGCAGUUAGCAGGGGAAUCUGACAUCGGGCCGCUGGCUCUCGACAGAGAAGAAGAAGACUAUAAAGAAAUUUCCCAUUCUGACACCUCCAUCAACGUCGCAAGGUGGGCGACGUUCCGAGACAGUGAGGGGCGACGAGACAGUGAAUAUAGCGACGUCCCAGACGAACAGCGACCGCCCUUACACAUUUCGCUCGCCGGAGGUGUCUCGCCGCCACCGUCCCCACCUACAGCUGCUUCUCCCGCGCCUACCAUGGCUCCCGGACAUGGCGGUUCCAGUCCAGUCAGUGGUUUGGCCACCUUGCACCACGCCCUACAUGGUCUACACAACCUACACAACUUGCACAAUCUCCAGAACUUCCAUAACCUCCAACAGAAUCUACAGACCCAGAUGGCAGCGCUAGCUGGCUUACAAGGCGGACUCGGUGUUCCAGGUGUUGGUUCCCUUCUCCACCCUCCUUUAGCACCUCAGCAACACCCUGCACCUGCGGCACCUUCACCGGCUGGUAUCAGUCCCGCACCACCUCCUGCCAAUGGUAACAACGCUUCUGCAGUACCUCAGAUGGUACUCACUUCCGGCCAUGUGACACAAGGAGUUCAGGGUGCCCAACUUCUUAUACCUACCUCCCAGGGGAUCGCAGUACAGCCGAUUUUAACCAUCCCUCUGGGCCAGGCCGGAGUCCAGGGCUCGUCUUCACUCGUCAAUCCUCUCGUUCCUCUCCACCACUUGCAACAUCAAGGUCCCCAUCCGCAACACACAGGCUCUGCUACUUCGUCGCCCCUCCCACCCAAUUCAUCCUCGAAUUCCUCUUCCUCUUCUUCCUCUUCCUCUACGUCCGCCGCUCCCCACCCUUUACUAGGUUUAGCAGGACUACCACCAUCCCUCUUCCAUGCUCACCACGCCCAUAACAAUAACAACAACAACAACAGUAAUAACAACAAUAACAAUAAUAUGGGCACACCCGAUAAACCCAAACUACCGUUGUCGUUAUCGUCUCCUGUAACUGCUGAUGCCGUGGGUGCUUUAGGAGCCAGAAUGGGAACUCACUACCCUGCUCCCCCUCCUCCUCCACCUACAGCACGAUACUCACCAGAUUUUCUUGACAAUCAUAGUAAGUUGUAUUUAUGGUAGAAACCUUUUGUAGCU